This is a messenger RNA of Haemorhous mexicanus (house finch), 1474 nucleotides long. Its product is annotated as G-patch domain and KOW motifs-containing protein-like. Gene Ontology annotation, biological process: mRNA splicing, via spliceosome. Gene Ontology annotation, molecular function: nucleic acid binding. NCBI's taxonomy places the organism in Eukaryota, Metazoa, Chordata, Aves, Passeriformes, Fringillidae. Gene Ontology annotation, cellular component: spliceosomal complex. The record is from RefSeq and is a predicted model, not a curated record.
GCCCCGCCCCUCCCGCCCGCCGCCGUACCGGAACGCGCCGGGGAAGGACCGGAGAGCAGCCGCGGGAGGAAAGAGGAACGGACGCGGCGGGAGCGGGCCCCGCGGCGGAAGAUGGCGGCGGGCGAUGGCGCGGCCGAGGGCGCCGCGGGGCCGGGGCCGGGGCCGGGGCCGGGGCCGGGGCCGGUGUCCUUCGCCUUCAGCCGCAGGGCCGAGCGGCGGCGGCCCCUGCCCGCGGGACCGUGCGCGGAGCCCAGCGCCGGCGGUGACACCGAGAGCGACACCGACUUCCUGACGGCCGUGGAGGACCGGGAGCUACUCAGCACGCGGCCGGCCCCGCCCCCCAAGAAGGAGCUGGUGAUCCCCCUGAUCCCCUCCCACCGCUGGAGGAACCCGGAGCCCCCCCGCGCCGACACAGACCCCGCCCCCAGCACAGACUCCGCCCCCCGCCCAGACCCCGCCCCCCGCGCAGACUCCGCCCCCGGCACCGACCCCGCCCCCAGCGCGGACCCCCCCUCGGUGGAGGCUCAGGCGGUGCAGGAGCUGCUCCAGGAGGCCCGGCAGAGCCAGGAGCGGCCCAACGGCGACCCCGGCCCCCCCGUGGCCAUCCCCCUGCAGCCGCCGGAGCGGGAGCGGGACCGGGACAGGGACACGGGCACCGGGGCACUGCCGACCCCCCAGGACUACGCGGCCGUGCCCGUGGGGCAGUUUGGGCUGGCCAUGCUGCGGGGGAUGGGCUGGAGCCAGGGCCAGGGCAUCGGCCGCACCUUCGCCAGGGUGGUGCCCCCCCUGGAGCAGCGGCCCCGCCCGCGGGGGUUGGGGCUGGGGGCUGAGGCCGCCCCCCCGGGACCCCCAGAGCCGGGGAGCCCCCAGGGCCCGGCCGUGGGAGACACCGUGGGCAUCGAGCCCUAUAGAAUCCAUACCCCCUGCCCCCCCAGCGGGCUGCCCUACUACUGGAACGUGGACACGGACCUGGUGUCGUGGCUGUCCCCGAGCGACCCCAACUCCGUCAUCACCAAACCCGCCCGGAGAGCCGAGGAGCCCCCCGAGAAGGAGGAGGCGCCGCGGGAGCGCCGCGGGCACCGGCGCGAGGAGCUGGCCCCCUACCCCAAGGGCAAGAAAGGCGGCCGCAAGGACGAGGAGCUGGACCCGAUGGACCCCAGCGCCUACUCGGACGCGCCGCGCGGGACCUGGUCCACGGGGCUGCCCAAGCGCAACGAGGCCAAGACGGGCGCGGACACGACGGCGGCCGGGCCCCUGUUCCAGCAGCGGCCGUACCCCAGCCCCGGCGCCGUGCUGCGCGCCAACGCCGAGGCCUCGCGCGGCAAGGACUGAGCGGCGCCCCGGGAGCGGGACACCCCCAAACCGGGGACACCCCCAAAAUGGGGCACCCCCAGAAUGGGGCACCCCGAAAUUGGGGGCACCCCCAAACCCCCACCAUCCCACCCAGGAACCCCGAAACUGGGGCACCCCAGAA